AUGUCUGCAUCAACACCAUCUAAAGCCCUAAUUCUUCACGGCGCCAAAGAUCUGCGCUUAGAAACACGAGAUAUCCCAGCACCAUCAGGCAACGAAGUGCAACUCGCCAUCCGCGCCACUGGCCUUUGCGGCUCUGACCUACACUACUACACCCAUGGACGCAACGGCGACUUUGUAGUCCGCUCACCCAUGGCCCUCGGCCACGAGUCCAGCGGUCUCGUCACAGCCGUGGGACCGGACGUGAAAACCCUCAAACCGGGGGAUCGAGUGGCCCUAGAAGUCGGCCUCCCCUGCCGGACAUGUAUCUACUGCGCCGCGGACCGCUACAACCUCUGUUCCAACAUGCGCUUUAGAUCAAGCGCAAAAUCGUUUCCGCAUCUGGACGGCACCCUGAUGCAAUUCACUAACCAUCCGGAGGAUAUGUGCCACAGACUCCCGGACUCGGUGUCCUUUGCGGGCGGUGCGCUUGCAGAGCCGCUCGCAGUGUGUCUGCAUGCUAUUCGCCGGUCUCAUCCGCCGACCAGCGAGGAAGCAGCGCUGGCAAAAUCACUGAAUGAAGAGAGUGCCGCGAUGAUCUUUGGCGCCGGCGCAAUCGGGCUUUUGCUGGCGACUGCGCUAGCAACGUCGCAGCAUUUCACGUCCAUUGUCAUUGCGGAUAUUGAUGCUCGACGCCUCCAAGUCGCCGAGUCGUUGGGGCUGGGCUUGAAGACGUAUCUGAUUGAGCGCUCAGCGACGCCGUCGCCUCCCAAGGAUGCGCCGCAAGAGGAGCAGACGGCCUAUGCGAUGAAGACGGCGCAAGAGACGGCGAAUAAGAUCAAGGAGGCGCAUAAGAUACCCAACGGGUUUGCCAGGGUGUAUGAAUGCACUGGUGUUCCACCGUGCGUGCAGGCUGGUAUUUACAUUGCUGCACCAGGCGGAGUGCUGGUGCAGGUUGGUAUGGGCGCGCCGAUUCUGACAUUGCAUCACGGCGCGGCGAUGCUGAGGGAGGUUGAUGUUAUUGGCGUUUUCCGUUAUGACAAGCAUGCGUAUCCAGCGGCUAUAAAGCUGCUAGAAAACGAGACUUUUAAGAGAGUGGAGGACAAAAUUGUCACGCAUAGAGUGAAGUUGGCUGAGGAAGGGCAGGGGGAGAGGGCGUUUACGCUGGCUGGCAAGGGCGUCGAUGAAGAGGGAGUUCCUGUAGUCAAGGUGAUGAUUGAGGGCUAG
Talaromyces atroroseus is the source of this 1203-nucleotide messenger RNA. RefSeq lists its product as hypothetical. Lineage: Eukaryota; Fungi; Ascomycota; Eurotiomycetes; Eurotiales; Trichocomaceae. Gene Ontology annotation, molecular function: zinc ion binding; L-iditol 2-dehydrogenase (NAD+) activity. The transcript is spliced from 2 exons. Bases 1 to 1203 code for a protein of 400 amino acids. The record is from RefSeq and is a predicted model, not a curated record. Gene Ontology annotation, biological process: D-sorbitol catabolic process.